ACUGCCUGAACCCACCAUGAUAUUUGCUUUACUUGCCAGAAUCCCUUACAGUCGCAUUUCAGAACCACCAUGAGCAGCCCCUCUACUCUCGUGGUCAAGGCCGACCACACCCCUUACUACACCCCCGCCAACAAUGCCGGUGCGGCCGUCCAACCCCGCGAUGCCGCCACACCGACGCUCUUCCGCCCGCUGACAAUCCGCGACGUGACCCUGAAGAACCGUGUCGUGGUUUCGCCCAUGUGCAUGUACUCCGCUGAACCCGACCCUUCCUCCCCCUUUAUUGGCGCUUUAACCGAUUACCAUAUCGCCCACCUCGGCCACUUCGCCCUCAAAGGAGCCGGUCUUGUCUUUGUCGAAGCGAGCGCCGUGCAACCGAACGGUCGCAUUUCCCCCAACGAUGCUGGAUUGUGGGACACUGCCCCGGACUCGGAGCAGUUCAAAGCUCUCCAGCGGGUCGUACGCUUCAGCCACGCCCAGGGUGCCAAAGUGGCAUUGCAGUUGGGCCACGCCGGACGCAAGGCUAGUGUGGCCGCUCCCUGGUUGGCAACUAAGGCCGGGAAGCCCAGUCUGAAGGUGGAUGAAGACGCAUUCGGAUGGCCUUCCAAUAUCGUUGGACCGUCAGGUGGGAAGGAACAUAUCUGGGAUGGCACAGGCGAGGGGCAUUGGACGCCACGGGCGCUGAGCACGGAGGAAGUUGAGGAGGUGGUCAAGGCGUUUGCUGCGAGCGCUGAGGUGGCUAUCCGAGCUGGAGUCGAUGUACUCGAAAUUCAUGCGGCGCAUGGAUAUCUCCUGCACCAGUUCUUGAGCCCUGUUACCAAUAAGCGCACGGACAAGUAUGGUGGGAGCUUCGAGAAUCGCACCCGACUCGUGCGCGAGGUCGCGGCGGCUAUUCGAGCGGUGAUACCUAGUGGAACACCGCUGUUCUUGCGAGUGAGUGCGACCGAGUGGUUGGAUGGACAGGCCGUGGCAGCCGAGUCUGGCUCCUGGGAUCUGGAAAGCACCAUUCGUCUGGUUGCAGACCUGCCGGAGCUUGGAAUCGAUCUGGUAGACGUCAGCUCCGCUGGCAACCACAAGGAUCAGAAGAUCGUCCUCAAUAAGAACUAUCAGGUUGACCUGGCGGGUCAUGUGCGCAAGGCGAUCCGAGAAGCCGGAGCUCCGACACUCGUGGGCAGCGUUGGAUACAUCACCGACGCGGAGCAGGCCAAGGAGAUCGUGGAAGGAGCUGAUGAAGCUCGCGCAGCGGAGGCCACGCUGUCUGGAUCAUUCCCACGCGCCGAUCUGGUGUUUUUGGCACGCCAGUUCCUGCGUGAGCCGGAGUGGGUGAUGAACGCUGCGAAAACGCUGGGAGUGCCUGUGGAAAAGCCCGUACAGUUUGGGCGGGCUAUCUGACGAGGCGGAGGGGUACUGAUGAGGAAUGAUUGUGUAGAUAGACUUGCAUAUUAUGAAUAAUACACCGAUUUAGAUUGCUA
This is a messenger RNA of Aspergillus homomorphus CBS 101889, 1469 nucleotides long. Its product is annotated as NADH:flavin oxidoreductase/NADH oxidase. Lineage: Eukaryota; Fungi; Ascomycota; Eurotiomycetes; Eurotiales; Aspergillaceae. Gene Ontology annotation, cellular component: intracellular anatomical structure. Gene Ontology annotation, molecular function: NADP binding; NADPH dehydrogenase activity; FMN binding. The record is from RefSeq and is a predicted model, not a curated record. The coding region runs from base 70 to 1389 and encodes 439 amino acids. The transcript has a single exon.